Molecule: messenger RNA, 690 nt
Organism: Acanthoscelides obtectus
Lineage: Eukaryota; Metazoa; Arthropoda; Insecta; Coleoptera; Chrysomelidae
Source: the annotation of a GenBank genome assembly
AUGACUGCGACGGGCGAAAACAACCUUCAUGUCGGUUAUCGACUGAAAUCAUUUCAUAUAGCCCGCUCCUGACUCAAUUUAAAACUGACAUCCAAACUUCACAACAGUCAACUUGGAAAUACACUGCUUUUCAAAAUAUACCUCUCCCUUAUUUUUUGAACGGGUCAAGUUGAAAUUCGUUGAGACCAAAUUAUUACAUGAAUAUGUAUCACUGUAACAUCUGAAACAUAUAUCCUGUGGUUUUCAUGUCGAUAAUCCUCAUGUUUGUCUGGCAAAUGAAACCAACUUCUAAUUACUAACGUAGUAGGUAUGUAUACGUUUCGGUCACAAUGGUCACCUUCUUCAGUACCUACAUGAAACUUUUCACAAUAUUUAAUUUAUCUGUCUUCCAGGUGAUACUUCGUUUGUUUUUUCUUUUCACUUUCAGAUUCAUUUACAGUGUGUUACUACAAUAGUCUGGAAGGUUCGUAACAUGCCAAGAUUGCGUAAGCCAUCAUUCCAAAUUUCAAGAUGGCACCACGCAAAGCCAGCACAGACCUGGACCUCCAGAUGUAGGCAUUCGCGCCCCAAAAGGACAUAAAUAUCCCCACAACGUAAGCGUUGCUUCAACUUUUUACUAACAUAGGGAGAACAUUAAAAUCAUUGUCUGAUGCGCAGUUUCUAAGAAGGGUGUAUCCCAGCCUUUUGUGA